Sarcophilus harrisii (Tasmanian devil) is the source of this 2392-nucleotide messenger RNA. RefSeq names its product bile acid receptor-like. NCBI's taxonomy places the organism in Eukaryota, Metazoa, Chordata, Mammalia, Dasyuromorphia, Dasyuridae. Gene Ontology annotation, molecular function: zinc ion binding; RNA polymerase II cis-regulatory region sequence-specific DNA binding; nuclear receptor activity. Gene Ontology annotation, cellular component: nucleus. The transcript is spliced from 11 exons. Bases 523 to 2061 code for a protein of 512 amino acids. Gene Ontology annotation, biological process: negative regulation of transcription by RNA polymerase II; cell differentiation; bile acid signaling pathway. The record is from RefSeq and is a predicted model, not a curated record.
AUGAGAUUUUGCUGUGUAUGUUGCCUAUUAGUGAGUAGAGAUACCAAUGUUUUGCAACCAACAUGGGAGAACGUCAAAGUCUAUCAAGAAAACAAAAUAUUUAUUAAGUAAAUAAUAGAGAACUCUGGGAAAGUGUGACGUGAAGGUCCCAAAGGCCUCUAUCUCUGAUGAUCCAGUUAUUAUUUGAUUUAUGUCAGCUUGCCAUUGCCCUUGUUUUGACCCUAAGGAGGACUGUGUGGGAAGUUUGUCUUUCAGAUAGAGCAGAAACAUUGCUCUGUAAAAUGUCUGGAGCCUAAGUGUAUGAAAAAAAAAAAAAAAAGAAAGAAAGAAAAAGGAAGAAAAAAAAGAAAAUCUAAACCCUGAUAAAUAAAGGAAAGGCCCCAUUUGCUCCAGCUGGAAGUCAGGGAGUUGAAGUAAUUGCUGAAUCAUAAUAUACUCUACUUACUCUGUGUGCAACAGGACACACAGUGCUUUGGUCAUCCUUCUGCCUUAUUCUUAAAAGCCCAUCGUUUACUGAAGUGAAUGAAGCAGUGGGAGUUGGACCAGAAUAUGGCAAAUACUUACGUGACAGUAUCUGAUGGGUACUGUCUUGCUGAACCUAUACAGUAUUAUGAUGUAUUGCCAGAACAGAUCAAUUAUCAGCUGCAAGACCCUGAUUACCAAGCGGCACCUUAUUGUCAGUAUUCAACUGUCCAGUUUUCUCCAGCCUUACAAUCUCCACCUUCUCACAGUCACUAUAAUACAUACAGUCAGGAUUCACAAUAUAAUGAUGGGCAAUAUAUACUCAGCACCAGUGAAUUAAAUAAGCCCACUUGUAUGGUUACUCAUAAUACUGAGGAUAAAUAUCCAGUGAUAAAAAGAUCUAAACUAAAUCAUUCUUCUGUGAGAAUUAAAGGACAAGAAGAACUUUGUGUAGUCUGCGGUGAUAAAGCUUCAGGAUAUCAUUACAAUGCACUUACCUGUGAAGGUUGCAAAGGUUUUUUUCGUCGUAGCAUCACCAAAAAUGCAGUAUACAGAUGCAAGAAUGGUGGGCACUGUGAAAUGGACAUGUAUAUGCGUAGAAAAUGUCAAGAGUGCCGUUUGAAAAAGUGUAAGGCAAUGGGAAUGUUAGCAGAAUGUUUGCUAACAGAGGUACAGUGUAAAUCUAAACGACUUCGAAAGAACUUCAAGCAGAAGAAUAACUUUUUUUGUAAUAUCAAAGUGGAAGAAGGAAUAGACAAUAAGCAUGUGUCAUCUACAACUAGACCUAGAAAAGUGCUACAGGACAGAGUAGAAUUAACUCCAGUUGAACAUCAGCUUAUUGAUCAUAUCGUGGAUGCUCAUCAAAGAUACACAAUUCCCCUAGAGGAAGCAAAGAAAUUAUUGCAGGAAUAUGCAAAUCCUGAGGAAAGUUUCUUGCGGCUCUCAGAGACAGCAGUGCUUCAUGUUCAGGUGUUGGUGGAUUUUACAAAGAGACUUCCAGGAUUUGAAAGUUUGGCCAGUGAGGAUCAGAUUGCAUUGCUAAAGGGGUCAACUGUUGAAGCAAUGUUCCUACGUUCAGCUCAAAUCUAUAAUCAGAAAGUUAAUGAGUAUCUUUCAUCAACCAGUGAAAAUGCUAUAAGAUUUUCUGAUCAUUCACUAACUUACAGUCAAAAUGCUGAUCAAAGCAUUAUUUAUUCUAUGGAAACACCUCCUAAUGAAGAGAGUCCAACUUCUACUACUACAUCUGGCAUCACUGAAGAUUUUAUUACUGCACUCUUUUACUUCUAUAGAAGCAUGGGAGAACUUAAUGUUACUGAAACUGAAUAUGCUUUGCUUGAAGCAACAACUGUGUUUUUUUCAGAUCGUCCACUACUUAGAAAUAAGCAACAUGUGGAAAAACUACAGGAACCACUUUUAGGAAUUUUAUAUAAAUACUCAAAAAUAUAUCAUCCAGAAGAUCCUCAACAUUUUGCUCGACUCAUAGGAAGACUUACUGAGCUAAGAACACUGAAUCACAACCAUUCAGAAGUUUUGAUCACCUGGAAAUCCAAGGACCCCAAACUUAAUAGUUUACUCUGUGAGAUUUGGGAUAUGCAUUGAAUAUCAACUAAUAUUGCUGAGAUUUCAUCAUCACUUUGAUUUUUCUUAAAUUUCUUAAAACAUAAAUUGUUCAUUUACUUUAUUUUUAAGAAGUUUUAUUUUGUGCCUUGUGUUUUUACAAUACAGUCAUUUCCCUUUAACCACUCCUUUCUCUCCUUUUUUUCCCCCACCAUGUUUCCCACAUUGUUUAAAAAAAACAAAACAAAACAGCCAUUGCCAUUUUGGACUUUUAUCUGUAUUUCAUGUUCAUAAUCCUCCUACUUUAUUUCUUCCUUAUAUCUACCUCCUAGCUUCCCUGGUUUCCUUUAAAUCUCAGAUAAAAUUUUACUUU